CUAAACUUUUAUUUUUCUUUAUUUUUCUUUCCUUUCCUAUUAACUUCACCAGGGAGCGUUCCCCAAUUUUUCUUCUUCGCAGACAAACGCACUCUCAGCGGCGAAGAAGCAACGGGAACAUCUAAUUUUCCCUUUUGAAUCAAAUCGGGCUGUGAGAUGAGGAAAACAGGAGGAACCGAGAAGAAGAGGGUCAGAAGGCAAUCAACUGCUGUUCAAAAUGCUGCCAAAGAUCCCAAUUCCGAUACCCCUCCUAGGAUUGACGAGAAACAUCUUAAAUUAGUGUGAUGGUUAUCAGGAAGAUUAUGAGAGUUGAAAGAGAGGAUAAGAAACAAGCUGCAAAGAAGGAUGUGUUUCAGUUGUUUGCUGAGAAAGUGAGAGACCACAAGGAUUUAGAAUCAAGAUGGGCUGUUUUACAAGAAACACGUGUUGAGUAUUUUAGAGGCAAGGAUUUUGUUAGUUUUUUGAGAAAUCAUCCAGAGCUCAAGGAUAUUCUUGAUUCAGAUAAAAAUUUGGAAACUGAAGAUAUUGGUAAUGCAUUGCUAAGUAAGAAUCUCUUAGUUCGGUGUGAUCGUGUGGUGAAAACUGUUCGUCCUGGAAAGAGAAAGUUGUCUACAUGGCCAGCACAUCUGGAGAUAUUCCCGGAUCAGCUGUUCUCUGAACAGGAUGCCUUUUUUGCUUGGACAUUUGUUAAGCGGAGGCCAUUUUGGCAGACACUUCUUUCAUUUUGUUGGCCUGUGUUGACUCUUGCAAUUUGCUUGUUUCCUGUAUAUCCUCAUCAGUGCAAGCUUUUGAUACUUUACUCAUGCGCUGGGGUUCUGCUUCUUAUACUCUCACUUCUUUUAUUGAGGGGAGCAGUAUUUGGUUUAUCGUACAUUCUUCUGGGCAAACGGAUGUGGUUUUUCCCCAAUAUUCUCGCAGAGGAAGCAACUUUGCGAGAACUAUUCCGGUUUUGGCCAAGUAAAGAUGAAGAAGAGAAACCAAAAUGGACAACCAGACUUUUCUAUGCACUGGUGGCUGUACUCAUCAUACUGCUGCUGAGGCACCAUGCUCCCGAUGAGGCUGCUAGAGCAAGAUACCAAAAACGUGUAUCGAAUAUCAUCGAUGAUGUUCUCGAAUGGUCACCAAGACUUGCCCUUUCUGGGAUGAUGGAGAAGCAGCAAACUGUGGUCAAUGCCACAAAUUCGGACCCCAACACGGCGGAGAACCCAACUAGUGACAGUACAGGUCCAGAUUCUAUCCCUGACCAACCUGAGCCCGAAAUUAUCGACAAUGUAGAGCAUUCUGAUCAAUAUAAUCAUGAUGGUGAUCAUACACAUCAGUAGGUCUGUUGAAUCUUUUGAGGAAGAGAAGAACUAUGAUAAACAUGUUCCUAUAUGAGCUUUGUUUUAUUAUUAUUAUUAUUAUUUUUUGUUUAAAAACAGUUGGUUUUUGUUACUUAUAACCUUUUUUAGGAGUCACAUAAGUUGGUUUAUAUCUAAACUAAAGUGAGCUUUUUUUACUAAAUUCUUCCUAAUUUACACCACAAGUCAUCUGAGUUGUGACAUGUACAUGUAAAACUUUUCUUUGAAAUGCUUCCAAUCAAUCUGUACUUUUUUGUGGCAAA
This is a messenger RNA of Benincasa hispida (wax gourd), 1603 nucleotides long. RefSeq names its product translocation protein-like protein. NCBI's taxonomy places the organism in Eukaryota, Viridiplantae, Streptophyta, Magnoliopsida, Cucurbitales, Cucurbitaceae. Gene Ontology annotation, biological process: post-translational protein targeting to membrane, translocation. Gene Ontology annotation, cellular component: endoplasmic reticulum; endoplasmic reticulum membrane. The record is from RefSeq and is a predicted model, not a curated record.